UUUGUCUUCCAUAAACAAACAAAACAAAAAAGAUAUCGUUUUACUAGUUGCAGCUUUGCAGUGACUCGGAUAUGUUUAUAUUUUCUGUUGCCGCAACAAGGAGACCUGCAAUUAGUAUUUGUUCAAGGCUUGUUACGACAAUGUCAAAAUAUUUUGAAGAGUUUGAAAUUGUGCCAGAUGUGAUCGAUAAACAACCACCUGCACUCGUAAAGGUAGAAUAUCCAUGCGGUGUUUCUGUAAAUAUUGGAAAAGAAUUGACACCUACGCAAGUUAAGGAUCAGCCAACUGUAAAAUGGGAUGCCGAUAACUCAACUUAUUAUACCCUUUGUAUGACAGAUCCUGAUGCACCAAGUCGAAAAGAACCAAAAUAUCGUGAAUGGCAUCAUUGGCUCGUUACAAAUAUUCCUGGCGACGAGGUUUCAAAAGGAGAUGUUUUAUCCGAUUACAUUGGGUCAGGUCCUCCACCCAAUACAGGUCUUCAUCGCUAUGUUUUUUUGGUAUACAAACAGCCAGAGAAAUUGAGUUUCAGUGAGAAAAGAUUAACAAAUCGCAGUGAUAAAGGGCGUGGAAAUUUUUCAAUUAAGAAAUUUGCUGAAAAAUAUAAUUUAGGGAGUCCGAUUGCUGGCAACAUGUACCAAGCCGCUUACGAUGAUUACGUUCCUACAUUGUAUAAGCAAUUGAAAGAAUAAAUUUACUCGUAGAAGUGGUUUUUCAUUUUCAUAAAAGCCAGUUCAUUAAAUCCCGAUUAAAAUAUUUCAUGCGGAUUUUUCAGAAAUCGUUCAAUUAUCAAAAGUAUAAAUAAUUAAAUUAUUUUUACUUCAGUGAUAUAGAACAGAAUUCCAAAUU
This is a messenger RNA of Ceratosolen solmsi marchali, 846 nucleotides long. RefSeq names its product protein D3-like. The transcript has 3 exons. The record is from RefSeq and is a predicted model, not a curated record. The coding region runs from base 72 to 689 and encodes 205 amino acids. Lineage: Eukaryota; Metazoa; Arthropoda; Insecta; Hymenoptera; Agaonidae.